AUGGAUGAUAUCCCGGUCCAUGUGAUCCUGACCAAGGUGGACAAGGUAUCCGAGGACGUAGCUGACGACCCAUCUUUGGUAUUUCACAGUCCUGUGAUUGAAAAGAAAGUGAAAGAAAUCGGUGAUGCAUUCGGCAUACAGAGUAAUCACGUCCAACCCGUGAAGAACUACGAGUCCGAGACCUCCAUUGACCCCAGAUUGGACAUCCUUGCAUUUAACGCCCUCAAACAGAUGACUGGAAGUGCCGAGGACUACAUUGAGGAUCAACUACGUAUAGACAACAUGGAGACCAACACCAAAAUCUCGAAGUUGAAUAUCACCUUGCCCUCUUGCACAGAAUGGAAACGAUUCAACAGCACUAGCGGCGUCUAUUGGGUUGACCCAGAUGGCGGUGGAGGUGUGGCCGCUUUCGAGGUGUAUUGUGAUAUGUCAACUACACCACCCACUGUGACCUUUCACCAUGAUUAUGAAGACAGGACCCACGUCAACGGCCAUGAUGGUGCUUACUCGUACUCGAAAUCGUUGGCGUACAAAAAUUACCACAGCAUUGGGUGCUGGACAGAUUCUAACCCAAGAGCCAUUGCCACACUGGAAGGUUCGGACUCAAAUCUUGAUGGCGCUUACAGUACAAGAAGCAACCCAAUUUACAAAUGUUACCUAGCGGCCAAAUCUCGUGGCUACACAUAUUUUGCUGUCCAGGCUGGCGGCUGGUGUGCUUCUACUGCUACUGCUGGCGACACCUAUGAUAAAUACGGACCUUCAGGUGCCUGUAACAGUGACGGGGAGGGAGGAGGAAUGGCCAGUGAAGUUUACAAAAUCGUUGAAGCGAGUGUUGACCAAGUGGCGGCAUACGUGGAUUACGUCGGUACAAGCUGCUCACAGUAUAUAAAAUACGAAUGCUACCAUUCGCUCAUAAACGGCUACGGUGGCUGGUACGAUCGACAUGGACAGAAAGCGCCAUUUUGGGGCGGAGGCGAUCCAGACGGUACCUCUAUCAAUUGCGCAUGCGCACAAGAUGGAUCAUGUGCAGACUCUUCUAAGGAAUGCAACUGCGACAAAAAUGACAACGUUUGGCGGUCAGACGAAGGAUACAUCACAGAGUCAAGUUAUCUGCCGAUAUCCAUGAUUAAAUUUGGAGACACUGGAGGAGGAGAAGAAGGAUAUCAUACUGUUGGGCCUCUCACUUGUUACGGAUGAACACGACGUACCCAGCUUCAAUUUGGAUCGAUAUUUAAAGAUAGGCCUACAUAACAGGCGAAGGUACAGAUUUGUG
This is a messenger RNA of Lingula anatina, 1273 nucleotides long. RefSeq names its product contactin-associated protein-like 4. Gene Ontology annotation, molecular function: carbohydrate binding; protein binding. The record is from RefSeq and is a predicted model, not a curated record. Lineage: Eukaryota; Metazoa; Brachiopoda; Lingulata; Lingulida; Lingulidae.